Messenger RNA from Solenopsis invicta (red fire ant), 1961 nucleotides. RefSeq names its product cytochrome P450 6a2. The record is from RefSeq and is a predicted model, not a curated record. Lineage: Eukaryota; Metazoa; Arthropoda; Insecta; Hymenoptera; Formicidae. The transcript has a single exon. Gene Ontology annotation, molecular function: iron ion binding; heme binding; oxidoreductase activity, acting on paired donors, with incorporation or reduction of molecular oxygen. The coding region runs from base 131 to 1642 and encodes 503 amino acids.
AACGAUUGGCACUAUCAGCGUACGUACACUACAACUGCAAAUCUGCUAUGUUACGAGUAACGAAGUCUAAGUGGGAUAAAUCGCACCGAUUUGUCUGCUCAUCCAUCAGUUCUCGCCCGAAAGAAGCAACAUGAGCAUCGAACUGGUAUCUCUGAUUCUCGGGGCGCUUAUAGCCUUUUACUUUUAUCUCACGCGAAAUUACAAUCAUUGGCAAAAGCAUGGAGUUCCGUGUGUGGAUGGACCGCUGCCAGGAUUCGGUCACAUGAUGUCAUUGACGUUCAUGAGAACGCACAUCAUCGAUUUCUAUGGCAAGAUCUACAAGAAUAACAAGGGCCGCAGCAUGAUCGGGUUCUACAAUUUUACGACGCCGUCGUUGAUAGUGCUCGAGCCGGAGCUGGUAAAAACGGUGAUGCAAACCAAUUUCUCAAAUUUCUCUGAAAACGCCUCCUUUAUCGAUCCCAAAUUAGACCCGCUUCUAUCAUACAAUCCUUUCUUCUCUUCCGGUGAGAAGUGGCUAAAUGGCAGGAAACGCUUGACUUACGCAUUCUCCAGCAUGAGACUCAAGAUUCUGCUCGAAGGUGUUAAAAAGGUAUGCGUGAUGUUCGAGAAUUAUAUUGACAAAGAGCUGUCGAGUAAUGUCGGGAAGGCGGAAUUCGAAUUGAAGGAACUGUUCUCCAGAUAUACUGCACAAGUGGUAGCCGCUGUUGGUUUCGGCGUAGACGGAUACAGUUUCGAUGACGAGAAAAACGAUAUAUCUUUCAAACAACUCGGAAAAACGAUGUUUGAGCCGUCUCUACAAAACACAAUCACGUUCACUAUGAUGUCCUUCGUUCCGUCAUUGAACAAAAUCUUCAAGAGAAGUUUUAUUCCCAAACACAUCGAUCGUUUCUUCAAGACUUUGGUUGCAGAUCUCUUCGAACAAAGAAAAAAGGACAAAAUACCUAGAAAUGAUUUUAUUCACUUAAUGAGUGAGCUAACACGGGCAGAAGGCAUUGAUAUCGAUACUGACGUGCUUGCAGCACAUGCAUUAUCGUUUCUCGUUGACGGCUAUGAGACUUCCGGCAGCACUAUGAGCUACGUUGGUUUCCACUUGGCCAGCAACCCGAAAAUCCAGGAGAAAUUACGGGAAGAGGUAAUGUCCGUACUUAAGAGACACAACAAUGAACUCACGUAUGAAGGUUUGAAAGAGAUGACGUACAUGGAACAGGUCAUCAACGAAUCGUUGAGAAUGAUACCCGUACUAGUAGUCAUGCUUAAACGGUGCACGGAAGAGUUCGAAUUAAAAGGAUCUGACGGAGUUGUAUACCGCAUUAAACCCGGAACGGAGUUGGUGAUACCGGUUCAAGCUCUACACAAAGAUCCUCAGUACUGGGAAGAUCCAGAGAAAUAUGAUCCUGAAAGAUUCAAUCCGGAAAAAAAACAAAGCAUAGAGAGAUUCGCUUAUCUACCCUUCGGCGAAGGUCCGCGAAUGUGCGUGGGUAUGAGGAUGGCCAUAGUACAGAUGAAGGCAGGUCUGGCUACAAUUCUGAAAAAAUACAGGAUUGAACUAUCCCCGAAGACGCAGUUACCUAUAAAGAUGAUUCCUGGAACCAUUUUACAAACACCGAAAGGCGGAUUUUGGGUGUAUCUUCGGCAGCUUUAAGUACGAAUAUUUCGUUUUAACUUAUUCCAAGCUCUCAACAUCGCAAUAAUGUUUUAUGUGAGAAAGAAAAAAUUGUAACAAAUCUUUACGUAAAAACGGAAUUCUCUUCAAAUUUAAUCAAUCGUUAUUAUACCUUAAUAUAAAAAUUAAAAAAUACUUAAAGCUUUAUGAUUAUUUCUUGAUUAGUUUUAUGAUUAAUUUUAUGAUUUUUGAUGAUUAUGAAGACUUCUUUUGUACAUAUCAUUAUAUGUUUGUAAAUGAAUACGAAAAAAUGUAAUCAUCUUUAAUUUAUAUAAAACAUAAGAUUAAAACUUGGAAA